Messenger RNA from Pelobates fuscus (common spadefoot toad), 3291 nucleotides. It is a transcript of the gene SLC25A28, whose product is annotated as solute carrier family 25 member 28. The transcript has 3 exons. Lineage: Eukaryota; Metazoa; Chordata; Amphibia; Anura; Pelobatidae. The coding region runs from base 823 to 1443 and encodes 206 amino acids. The record is from RefSeq and is a predicted model, not a curated record. Gene Ontology annotation, molecular function: ferrous iron transmembrane transporter activity. Gene Ontology annotation, biological process: iron import into the mitochondrion. Gene Ontology annotation, cellular component: mitochondrial membrane.
UGUGCACCACCAGUACUGUUUACAUAAUCUGUACAUAAACUUUGGUGGUUCAACUAAUACUAAUAUAAUGCCCUUCGUAGUACUUGUAAUUAUAGAUUACUAGUAAGAAAGGAUGGUCACUUAUUGACCUUGAUAUUUACAUGGUAUCUUUAAAAAUAGAUGGGGGAAAAAAAAUCCCAAUAUGGUGUAUUCCCUUAACUACACCCUACUUGUUUAUAUAUGGAAUCCCUACCAAGACUUUUUUUUUUUUUUUUCUGCCCAUACUCUACCUCAAUAUUUGAUACUUGGACUUUAUAUUAAUUUUUUAAUCAGAAGGACUUGAAGGGAGGUAUUCAUAAGACUCCUGAUGGGGGGAAAUCAUGUGGUGUUCUUUUUCUUGUGACUGCCUGCAGCUAUUCUGCAAAAUGAUCAAUGAUUGCAUUGUUUACAGAUACCCCCUCCCAUUAGUGACCGCCCUUUAUACUCCACAUGAUUAUAUAUUUUUUGUUUUUAAAGAAAUCUUUUGCUGGUGGACAGUGCAUCACAGGAACCAUUAAAGAUACACUUUUGAAUAUCACAAGUUUGAUAAUCUCAAGCCGACCAGUGCACUCAGUUACAUACAUUCCUCUUUGCAUAACUGCUUUGACUUUCUACUGCAGGGGCAUUGAUGUUUCUUACAGACUUACUAACAUCUCUGCACAGACAUUCGUCAGCCUCCUGUUUUUUGCAUCAUUUGGUUUGAUCCGUUCAGCCUGCUGUAAUGGCGCAAAGCUGUAUGCCAGCAUUGGAUCUCUGGAAAUCGCGAAUUUGAGGGCCGCUAUUUCAAAGAGUCUGCUGUGCUGAAUGAUCACUGUCUUUGGCCACCCCAGGAUAUGCAUCUGUCAAAGAGCAGCUGGGUGUGUUGCAACACUUUUACACGACGCAGCUAUGAAUCCUGCUGAAGUGAUCAAGCAGAGAAUGCAGAUGUACAAUUCUCCAUACCGGAGAGUAACUGACUGUAUGAGAGCUGUGUGGCGGAAUGAGGGUGCCGGUGCCUUUUACAGAAGCUACACUACCCAACUAACGAUGAACAUCCCAUUCCAGGCCAUACAUUUCAUGACCUACGAACUUCUUCAAGAACAUCUUAAUCCUCACAGACAAUAUAACCCAUCUUCGCACAUGGUCUCCGGAGCUUGCGCAGGUGCCGUGGCUGCUGCUGUCACAACACCACUGGACGUUUGCAAGACCCUUCUCAACACGCAGGAAUCUCUGGCCUUGAAUUCCCUUAACAUGAGUGGACAUAUCACGGGCAUGGCUAAUGCCUUCAGGACGGUGUACCAAGUAGGCGGUGUCACUGCCUACUUUCGAGGGGUUCAGGCCAGGGUCAUUUAUCAGAUGCCCUCAACAGCCAUUGCAUGGUCUGUGUAUGAGUUCUUCAAAUACAUGAUCACCAAACGACAGGAAGAAAGGAGGGCAGGGCACUGAAGCCCAAUAACCAAAUUAUGCCCUGAGAUGAUCCAGACACUGUUAACAUCUCUUUCCAGACUGUAUUUUUUUUUUCUUAGUGUGAGGCCUUUAACCUCCAACACUGUCCCACUGCAAAACCACUCCAAAGCUACAGAUGAUUGGUGGUUCCAUUGCUCUGAGUGCAAGCCUUGAAAUCCUUUACAAGUCUCUACAACCAGCAUGCUGAAGCAUCUUUUGUGAAGAAUCAUCUGGCUGUUUUCUGUCAAUGCUUUUAUUUUUUAUAUAUCAUUGCAGUCCUGUUUUAAUAACAAAAUAUUUACAUAUUAAGCGCUCGGUGAUCUCUGCUUAAGGCUCAGUGGAAUAUGUGUCAUACCGAUGAUGGAAGAGAGUUAACAAGACACACCUUGUUCCACUGACUGGUAAAGGCUGGAAAAAGAACAGUUUAACUUUGUCUGGAGUCUUCAUUCUCUCUGUGUGCUGUAUUUCUGUGUCAAAUGGGGCAAGAGGAAGGCGAUACUUCCCAAUCAUUCAAGCACUGACAUUUACCAUUGGUUCUUACCAAAGUCUGUCAAUUAGUCUUUGUCUAAAACGUAAAACAAUUAGUUACUGAGGCCGUUGUCAGCACGCACAUGUAAAAGCACUUAACCACCUUGGUAGCUGAACUCAUAUUUUGUUUCUUAAUCCUAAAAACUUGGGGAAGUAUGUAUAUCUUUCUGGGAGGUGGGAGAGGGAGUGAGAGCCAAGCACUUAUAUGUCCUGUUUCUAAAGGCUUAUCCAAAUGUCUUAAUGUUGCCAAUAUUUGUACCCCAAAACAGAGCGCAAAGAGGUCCUAACAAUAAUUGCUGCUAAAUAACAUAACCUCCAUACAGACAAAACCUGCUGGGUUCUUUCGAUUGUCAUUAGUGAGGUUCAUUGUAGAUUGCAUUUCAGCUACAAUUGGAAUGCUAUAGGAUGUGAAAUAAUUCCAUCACUAGUAUCUCUCACUAAAGAUGGUUGCCUCUUUAAAAUGAGUAAGAGCAUAACCAGGUUUUCCAUAGAGCCAAAUAUUUCCUUGCACCAUCUGUGGACAGUAUAUGGAUGAGGAUUUGUUAUACACACUAAAACACAUGUAUAGAUCCUUGCCUUCUAUAUGGUCCGCUGGAAUGUAUUUUGAACCUUUCACAUACACUCCUAUUUGCUGUACAAUGUUGGCACUUUUUGCCUGCAGCUCUGUGUAUAUUUGCCUUUAAAAUGGUUUCACUUGGCCUUUGUAGGAUUAUUCACUAAAGUAAGAAUUGACAGUAAUUCAAAGUGAAUUUCAAAUUUAAGGCCAAACUAAAAAAAACAGAAUUAACUCCGGGUUUUUUUUUCCUGAUUCGGCUAUUUUGGCCUAAGUUUUUAAAUUCUUGCCUUAGUGAAUAGACAUAAUGUUGAACCAUCAAGUAUUUGAAUGGAUGAAAAACCAAACAUUAAUGUUCACCGGAAAAGGAAAUCCACGGUUUUAGACUGAAUCUAUGUGGAGUUGGUUUUAAACACUCGUGUAACUUAACUACUUAAAUAAGUGAACUACUUACUGUACAGAAAUCUAAAUUUUCCUGGUUCAAUUGGAAGUUACUGUGCAGGUUUGCAAGCUAUAAAGUACAAUCCUUUGCUCGUUGUUUUAUCAUCAUCAAAGCAGGGGUGUAUUUAUUUAUUUUCUGUUCUCCUGAUCUCUCCCUCCCCCCACAGCCCAAAACAUGUAGUCCAAAUACUCAUGUUUUACAGAGACACUGUUUGAGGGAAUUUUUCAUUUUAGUUACCAUCCCCUCUAAACUGUAAUCUUCAUUUGUUUUCCGUUUGGAAGGCUGAUCUGACAGGAAUAAAAUUUUGGGAAGUGACUUAAACAUA